Molecule: messenger RNA, 2496 nt
Organism: Trematomus bernacchii (emerald rockcod)
Lineage: Eukaryota; Metazoa; Chordata; Actinopteri; Perciformes; Nototheniidae
Gene: adgra1a
Product: adhesion G protein-coupled receptor A1a
Exons: 6
Coding region: 68-2044 (658 amino acids)
Biological process (GO): G protein-coupled receptor signaling pathway; cell surface receptor signaling pathway
Cellular component (GO): plasma membrane; glutamatergic synapse; postsynaptic density
Molecular function (GO): G protein-coupled receptor activity
Source: RefSeq, a predicted model, not a curated record
GGUAGGGGGGCAGCGGGGACCUCCAGAAGGACCAGAGCUUCACAUCAAGUGUAACUCCAUUAGAGCAAUGGAUUUGAAGAGGGUGCUGUCCUUCCCCCCGUACCCCGGGGACUACCUGCACCCGGUGGUGUACGCCUGCACUGCAGUCAUGCUGCUCUGCCUGCUGGUCUCCAUCAUGACCUAUAUCGUCCACCACAGCGUGAUCCGCAUCAGCAGGAAUGGCUGGCACACACUCCUCAACUUCGUCUUUCACACUGGGCUGACAUUUGGAGUUUUUGCCGGGGGCAUCAAUCAGAUCAACUUACCUUUUGUGUGUCAAAUCGUUGGCAUUGUACUCCACUAUGCAUCAUUGUCUACCAUGCUGUGGCUGACAUUUACUGCUAGGAACAUCUGUAAAGAUGUGUCCAAAGACCCGCUCCGGGCCCACAAAAGGACCGGGUCGGCCCAGACUCGCACCAAACCAACUAUCCUGAGAUUUUAUCUUGUAAGUGUUGGAAUCCCUCUCAUAAUUGUUGGAGUUACUGCAGCAUUUGGUAUGGACAACUAUGGUAGCCGGGAUGACGCUUUGUAUUGCUGGAUGGCAUGGGAACCAAGCUUGGGGGGUUUCUAUGCCCCUGUGAGUUUCCUGGUCUUAGUGGUGUGUGUGUACUUACUGUGCUCAUACAUCCAGCUCAAACGGCACCCAGAGAAGAAGUAUGAGCUGCGCCUCCUGAGUGAGGAGCAGCAGCAGCUAUCCUCCAGCGAGUCAAACCACCACUGCCACACCGACACUGGGGGGGUCUCUGCGGGGGAUUGUCCACCAUUUGCAACAGGCGUGUCGGUGUUGGUCAAUGAGCACUCGUUUAAAUCUCAGCUGCGGGCCACAGCCUUCACCCUCUUCCUGUUCCUGUCCACCUGGGCUUUAGGAGCGUUAGCAGUAUCACUUGGACAUUUUCUGGAUAUGAUAUUCAGCUGCCUGUAUGGGGCUUUUUGUGUCACUCUGGGACUCUUCCUUCUAAUUCAGCACUGUGCUAAACGUGAUGAUGUGUGGCACCGCUGGUGGGCAUGUUGCCCGUCUAAGUCCAAGUCUGAGGACAGGAAUGGGGACAGACAGAACCAGAGGCAGGAGCUCCAUCAGCCUCACUGCCACCUGAGCUCCCCAUGCUCCGGCAAGCAGCCUCUACUCUCUCCUUAUAUUGUGCCCAGUUCCUACCACACACCACCUUCACAUAGUCCCCCAACCAAUCACACGGGUCCGUGCUGCGUGGCUGUCAUGAGUCCUGUUAAUGCCCCCCUCUCACCUCUCCCUGAGCAGUUACCCUCCCCUCGUCCACAGACGCUCUCUGAGGAGCUCCCCCGCCCCACCCUGCCUCUUCAGAGCUGCCUUAACGACAGGACAAAGUCCCGCUCCUUCAACCGUCCACGUCCAUGCCUUCAGGACUACCGCUCCCACCUGACUUCCACCAGCAUGGAUGGGAGUGUGCACAGCCCCCACCUGGACAGCCCUCACGCACCACACCACCUCGCUGGAUCGCCAUUGGUUUGCCAAAGCCCCCACCCAGACCUGCAGCUGCCCUGCCCCAGCCCUAUCUUAGAUAAGCAGCUGGCUUCCUGCCAAAGCUUGUUACGCCAAAACUCCUGCCACAGCGUACAAGACUCAAUAGCUUCCUGUCACAGCCAUGCACACAACAUGCAUGACAGCAUUACUUCCUGUCACAGCCUCCUCAUGCCUUCUCACAGCGUGCACACCUGCCAGUGGCACAUGUACAGCUCAGCGGAUCACUCUUCUACUACAAGCUGCUGUGAGAAGCCUGAUCCCUUCACCUUACAAUAUCAGCAAGACCCUGACACAUACAGCAGUGUGUCAAAGACAAGAGAUAAAGAAAAGGAUAAUCUCUGCGUAGAGGAACAGGGUUUCCCAAGAAACACUCUGCCUCGGCACGGCACUAUGGGCCGGCGAGGAACCAUCGGCAGGAACAGGAGCCUGCAGGAAGAAGGACUGUUUGGGUCGGACGGACCAGGCACCAUACGGACUGGCCCUUGGAAGAAUGAAACCACUGUAUAGUCGUCUUAUACUUGUAUCUGUACUCACUUGCAAGACCUUCUUCCAGCUGCCCUGUAAUUGAAUUACUCCUUAAGUGUUUGGUUCUCAAUGCCUUCAGCUGACCCCUUUUCUCAGUGAGGCCUCGUAUCCUGAUAUUUGACCAACCUUUAUGACAAAGUUAUCUUUAAUUUUACAAGGGAUAAGAUAAACACAAGAAAGGUUUGAAAAAUGUUGAAUUAUUAUUCUGCUCCAUUUAAAGUUGCAAUCAGUACUGUAUGGCUUUGGGACCCAGUGGCUCUGUAGUUAGCAAGUUCACAGCAAGAAGGCCCCGAGUUUGAACCCCAUACACAUUUAGUUGGCGUUUUUAAUGUUUGUGCCAGUUGAUCCACAUUCCUCAUACAUCCACAAAUGCAAAUUGGAUUCAAAAAUGAAUUGUCUAAACUAAGAUACUUGAUCCAGAACCAACUCGAGGA